Messenger RNA from Biomphalaria glabrata, 1873 nucleotides. RefSeq lists its product as uncharacterized. Lineage: Eukaryota; Metazoa; Mollusca; Gastropoda; Planorbidae. The coding region runs from base 32 to 664 and encodes 210 amino acids. The record is from RefSeq and is a predicted model, not a curated record. The transcript has 4 exons.
UGCUUAGCAUCAAGAAAUUCACUUCCUAAUAAUGGCCAGGUUCAUUGUGAUCUUAAGAGUUAUUUUUGUGACCACCCUAUUUAUCCGUUUCACAGAAAACUGCGAUGGAUCUGCAACCAUAUUUGAAGGCAAGAGCUAUACUUUACAAGCAAAAUUUAUUAACAAAUUUACAGAAAAAGAAUAUGUACGGGUAUUAUGGCUCGUCAAUGAAGAAACAGUGUCUCAAUGUUCUAUAACAGAAGAUUGUUUGGACAAUUUCGAAGAAUUGACCAAAACAACUUUAAGUUUCAAUGAAGACACAGGAUUUGUAACUUGUGAUGUUACUAUAAUCCAUGUGACAAAAAAUCACUUCGGAACCUGGAAGUUGAAAUAUCUAGGAAUAGCUGGUUUGAUGUACCCAGAGAGUUUGUUUACAUGUACCCUAUUAGAAGACAACACCUUAAACUCUGUAGACAGACAAAGUGAAGAACACAGUUUUCAAUCAAAUACUAAUGAUGUUGAAGUAUCUGCUUUCUCUAUUCAUAAUGAUUUACCAAAAUAUUUAAAAAUAUUUGUUUCUAUUUUCUGUCUAUGCGUCUUUGUAACUGUGGUGAUCUUGCUUAUUAGAAAAAUGAUAAUGGUGUAUACAACACAAGAAAGAAGUACAAAGCGGAACACAUUUUAAAGAUUUCAGAAGGAACAUCAACGACGAAUACUUAACAAUGAAUCAUUCACGUAUAAAAGAAAUCUUACAAAGGUGCACAAGAUACACAAUAUGUUUAUAGUUUCCCUUUCAGGCUUUUUAAUCCUUAGGGCAGAUGAUGUUAAGGUCCUAUUUUUCUUUGGCCGUUAACAAGCAGGUUGUCUUGUGGCCAGCAAAACAAAUCUUCUUUACUUUCCCCAACUAAAGUUAGGUACCCAUAACAUUUUAAUAACACAAAGAGGAUUAUAUUUUGGUGCGUACGUAUGUUGUAUAUGGAAUUCUAAUUUUAAUAUGCCGCGACAAUGAUAUUUGCUCGGUUGAUCGAAUAGUCGUAAGCGUACUAUUUGAUAGAUAAACAAGGAACAUUAAUGUUAAUAAUAAAUUAAAAAAAAAAUAGAAAUACCUUGUUUAUAAAUAUACAAUUUUGUUAAGAAACUAAUAGAUUCAAGAAAUAAUAAUUGAGUUUAAAAAAGUUAGUUUCAUCAUAUGUUUGUCUGUAAAGUUUUAAAGUCUCUUUGAUGAAGGGGACUUCACUAUGAUUUUUGCGUCGUCCAAGUGUUUGCUGGUUUAGAUCAGUGUGCCGGAUGGUCUCACUUAGCUAGCUAACUUUAUGAGGCACAAGGUUCACAUUAGCUGAAGAGCAUUUUUAUAGUGAAUUAAACAAAUAAUAGUUAUAUUAUUUAUAAAACUUAAUUUAAAAUUAAAUCUAAAAUAUUAAAAUUUAGAAAAAAAAAAUGUUAUUUUGUUUAGAUAUGUCUUCUCUAUUACAAUUUGUCACAUAGAAAGGGGGGAGGAGUGAUUUUUAAAAAAGAAUAUACACGAAAUGGUUGCGGUGUGUCAAUAAAGGCUUUUUUCGGGGAAUGGAGGGGGUAGAGGGGAUUUUUUUUUAUCUCCCCACCCACCUCCCCCGCCAAUAUAUAUUCGGGAGGAUGUGGCGGUUCGAUUCAGGCUUGGGACUGUUGGAAGUCAAGCCAAUUGGGGUCGUAGUACAUUGACCUUUUUUGGUUGCGAGCAGCGUGAAUCUGGAGUGUAUAGCUGGCAUUGUGGCUGAAUGUGUGCUUUCAUGCUACGUAUGUUAUAUAUUUGUAUAUAAUUUAGUCCUAUUUAUUAUGUUAUAUUAAAUAUUCUAGAUCUAAUGGCUAUGUAUAACUAUCAUUCAUAUUGUAAUCUCAUUAAACCUUUGUUACGUAA